AUGAGUACUUGGAACGUUGAAAACUAUCAUUGGGAAGAACAUAACUGCAACAAGUGGGCCACACAGCGCUUACAAGAGCUCGCCUCCAACGUAAAGGUCGACGGCUGGGAGUUUACAGACAUUUCUUUCUCUGGCAUCGAAGCUAGCCGCUCUAUUCGUAAGAACCGUGAAAUCAGAUCAUUCGAAUUCACCUUCGACUGCAAGUUCAAGCAUAACGGCAUGGAAGGCAAGAUUAAAUUCAUGGACGUUUCUAAUGAUGCUAUAGAUUCAAUUGACGAUUGGGAGUACGAACUCACAUUCACAGGUGAGAGUGCUAAGAAGACUGCAGCUGAAAAGAAGGUUAUUCGUGCUGAUGCUGAGAAGGAUGCUGCUAAGGCCUUCCGUAACUGCUUCGAUGCUUUCUCUAAGGAAUUCAUGGCUCUUCCAUCAGAGUUGCAUCACUAA
Trichomonas vaginalis G3 is the source of this 444-nucleotide messenger RNA. RefSeq names its product activator of Hsp90 ATPase, N-terminal family. Gene Ontology annotation, cellular component: cytosol. NCBI's taxonomy places the organism in Eukaryota, Parabasalia, Trichomonadida, Trichomonadidae. Gene Ontology annotation, biological process: positive regulation of ATP-dependent activity; protein folding. The transcript has a single exon. The coding region runs from base 1 to 444 and encodes 147 amino acids. The record is from RefSeq and is a predicted model, not a curated record. Gene Ontology annotation, molecular function: ATPase activator activity; protein-folding chaperone binding.